This is a messenger RNA of Phasianus colchicus (ring-necked pheasant), 610 nucleotides long. NCBI's taxonomy places the organism in Eukaryota, Metazoa, Chordata, Aves, Galliformes, Phasianidae. The record is from RefSeq and is a predicted model, not a curated record.
CUUCACCCUGUGUUCGUGGUUCCGUGCCGACGACACCGACGUCCCCAACGAGAUCGGCACGCUCAUCGCGGGUGACGCCGCCAUGGUCCCCGGUCCGGCCUACAGUCGGAGGGAGGAGAUGGAGUCCGACUGUUCCCUCAGCAUCCGGGGGUUGGUGGGGGCCGACAGCGGGAUUUACACCCUGCUCAUCCGGGAACCGCAGAUCAGAACGGCCAAAAUCAACCUCGUCGUCUACGAGCUGCUGGCGAUGCCGGAGGUGACGCCGGACGCGGUGUUGGUGGCGGAGGAAGACAACGUCACCCUGCAGUGCCACCCCCCCCCCGGCACCGUCACCACCUGGUGGCAGCGCGGUGACGCGCCGCUGUCCCCCGGCGGCCGCCUGUCGUUGUCCCCCGACAACCUGACGCUGACGGUGACGGCGGCGCGGCGCGGUGACGCCGGGUUGUACGGCUGCCACGUGGCCAACCCCGUCAGCAACAACCGCAGCCGCGAUGUCAACGUCACCGUCGCCUGUGAGUGGGCUGAUGUGGCACCGCUGUGGAGUUGUGGCACUGCCUGAGUGUGUCGUUGUGUCGUUGUGACGUUGUGCUGCUGUGUCACUGUGUUGUUA